This is a messenger RNA of Pygocentrus nattereri (red-bellied piranha), 3192 nucleotides long. It is a transcript of the gene fktn, whose product is annotated as fukutin. Lineage: Eukaryota; Metazoa; Chordata; Actinopteri; Characiformes; Serrasalmidae. The record is from RefSeq and is a predicted model, not a curated record. Gene Ontology annotation, cellular component: Golgi membrane. The coding region runs from base 213 to 1604 and encodes 463 amino acids. The transcript has 10 exons.
CGUUUCGUGCGGCUUGUCCCUCGUCUCUUGCCGUCCGUUUGCGUUGGAGGCUUCUGUGUAAUCUUCGUGUUGAAAUUGCCUUUGUUAUGAUAUUUAUUAUCCAACUUGGGAUUAUAUCUCGUUCUCCUCAGAUGAAGCUCCAUGCCAACAGCACCGUUUGACCACAAGUAUGGUGAAGGAGUCAUCCUUAUGGCACUGCCCCUUAGCAUCACAUGCAUCCAGGAGGCCCCAUGCCUAGAAUCAACAAGACAGUUGUGCUGGCAUUGCUCAUCGCAACCAGUUCCAUAUUCCUCUUGUUUCAGCUGUACUACUACAGGCAGUAUGUUUCCAAGAAUGGACUUCAUGCCUUGACUGGUAAAGGCUACCUGGCUGGGAAGGAGGCACAGUGGCAUUUAGUGAAGAGGUUUCUAAGCCUGGCUCAUAAGUUCAGCCUGCCUGUGUUUCUGGCGGACAAGGCCUCUCUGAGCCUGCUCUCCCAGGACACUGUUCUGCUUAAGGACAGUCAGUUGAAAGAGCCCCACUGCACCUUCCUCUGCACCAACAGGGACUUCAUCACCUUCGGCCUGCUCGGAAACCUCUGGAAAUAUGAUGCCAGCUUGCUGGAGGCUGCGGAGGAGCGCGGCCUGGAGCUGCUGGAGAUUCGGGGAAAGGACCCCAGGCUUGUCAGCAUGGACGACCUGAUGGGCAGUGAGAUCCCUCUGCAUCUCCUUUUCCGUUUCAACAGCCGGCUAGUGCAUGUGGUCGUGCUGUAUGAGCGAAGCGGCAACUACCUGUGGCACGGACCCCUGCGACUCAAAGCCAGCAUGGACCGCACCUUCGCCCCCUUCAGGAAACUGGACUUCGGCCGCUAUGCAGGAGCGUACGACAGGCCUGAACUCAUCCUGACCACUUUAGAUGGCCUUGAUGUACGAAUUCCCAAAAACUUUUCACGCUUCCUGAAGGAAAAUUCCAACAGCCACUUUUUGGAAUGCAGAUAUCGAGAAGCUGCAGCCUUCUACCAGCUGUACCCAGAUGAUACAUCUCCAGAGGCGAUGGACUUCAGGAUGAAGGCCAAAAGUCUUCUCCACCUCGCUGCCCGAGUUCUCACUGACCUUCAGGUCCCAUUCUGGCUGAGCAGUGGCACUUGUCUUGGCUGGUUUCGCCAAUGUAACAUCAUUCCCUACAGUAAAGACGUGGACCUGGGCAUCUGGAUCAAAGAUUACAGACAUGACAUCACACAGGCCUUUCAGAAGGCUGGACUCCCUCUCAAACACAAGUUUGGAAAGAUAGAGGACAGUCUCGAGCUCUCUUUCCAGGGCCUGGAUGUAAAACUGGACAUCUUUUUCUUCUAUGAAGAUGGCGACAUUGUUUGGAAUGGAGGCACACAGGCAAAGAGUGGCAAGAAAUUCAAGUACGUAUUUCCCCGGUUCAGCUUGUGCUGGACAGAGCUGCUGGAGCUGAAGGUCAGAGUGCCCUGUGAAACCCUGGACUAUGUGAUGGCCAACUACGGGCCGGACUGGAACGUUCCUGUAAAAGCCUGGGACUGGAAGAGCUCUCCGCCAAACGUGCAGGAAAACGGGGUGUGGCCCAUCAAGGAGUGGGAUGAUGUCAUCCAAGUGUUCUGAAGCCUCACUGGAAUAAUAUAGUUAAUUUUUACAGUAGGCUGCUACGUUUACAGUCACACUCAGUUCUAAACUGUUGAAACUGUUUUAAUACACUACAGUGACACCACUACAGCAAAACUGGAUCUUUAAAGAACGUUCCACGCAUGUGAUCUACAAAUCAAACUGGUGUAAUAUUUCCCACAGAUUGUGUGUUAAAGCAGCAGGUCUCAAAUGAGGGGUUCUGGCACUAAGGAAUAUAUCUCAGUUUGCUUUGUCAGUUCAUUAAAUCUACUUUUGCCAUGCGUAAAAAAAAAUGAUAAAAGUGUUAAAACGCCAUACGGUGCCCACAAAAUUGACCCAUUUCUGGCAAGGCAAGGUCCUGGUCUGUCAAGUGAUAUUGGGAUGGGGGCACCUUAUAGCACGAGUACAGAUAUGACCCAUAUCCUUCAUUCCCCCUUAAGAAUAGCCAUACCACAGCACUGUCCAUUGUUAAAGGAGUACUCCACUGUUUUUCAACAUAAUCUUAAUCUGUUGGAUCUGUAGUAUAGGAUUACCAUGAACAAUAGUUUUGACAUGAAAAAGCGCUCACACCUAGGGGCAAUUUAGCAUGUCCAAUUGGCCUGACUGCAUGUCUUUGGACUGUGGGAGGAAACCGGAGAAGCCGGAGGAAACCCAUGCAGACACGGGGAGAACAUGCAAACCCUGGUCGCCCGGCCGGGGAAUCGAACCCAGGCCCUCCUUGCUGUGAGACAGCGCUACCCACCACGCCACCGUGCCGCCCCUAGCUACAAUUCCUCACUAGUAACUCUUGUGGUAACAGUGUCAGGCCUGAAACACUUUAUGCAAGGACACGAAUGCAAAUGACGGCGCUCGGCCAACACACUCCUUCUGUACAAACAUAAAUUUAUGUUGCUGUGGAGGUUAAAACACUCAGUACUGAAGGGGGCGAUAGAGUACAAAUCAGAGGGAUCUACUGUUAUUCCAAUAGCCUCAAAAGCUAAACGUGGACAGUAGAGGAGAUUGACCUGCUUUACUUCUUGUGUUGGAAUGGAAAUGCGAUAAUUAAAUCAUAUUUUUAUGCUGUCUUUGUGUGACAGAAGCACGCUGGCGGUACAAGACCGCUUGGUCAGUUUUGGCUGAAGUUACAGCGCCCCCCUACUGUAAUGCUCAGAAUGCAGCUCACACUUGCGUCGCUUUAUGAAAUGCCUCAUGACACAUUUUUGAAUGCAACUAUGUGUGAAACCCUGUCUGCGCAGCUCGAAGCAUCUGCGUCCAUGUCCUUGCGUCAAAUAUGUUUUGGGCCUUACUCUCUUGAAGGUUUUGGGGCAAUAGGUUAAAGGAAUUUGCCAGCACAGCACAAUAGAUGUAACAAGAGAUGUUGAAACUGCCAUUACAGUAUGUAACAGAAAAAACAAGCAUCUUCUCAACAAUCAAUCAAUCUCUCUCUCUCAUUCUCUCUCUUUCUCUUGUAAACAAAAACCUCGACUACUGUUUUCCAGCACGUUGAUUAUCACAUUUUAUGCAUCACAAUCAGGUCACUUGUAUUACUUGUAUUGCUUAUAUGGGAGUAAUGUUUGCUCUUACAUCUGAUUACAUCCCCUAUAUCUUU